AUGUUUGUAAGACCUUACCCUUAUAGGAAGAAAUUCGUCUUAUUGUCGCCGCUUGAUCUUGUGUCGUCUCGUUUGGUGUCAUUGCUCUUUGGUGUCGUUGUUAUUUGGAGUCAUCGUUCUUUGUUAAAUUUAUCAUCGCCAUCUUACCUUAAGAAAAGUGAAAUCUAUGAUCCUUCUUUACAUUACGACAAGGAAUGGCUCCAUGGAUCAAUAAGAACAAUA
This is a messenger RNA of Scutellospora calospora, 222 nucleotides long. NCBI's taxonomy places the organism in Eukaryota, Fungi, Glomeromycota, Glomeromycetes, Diversisporales, Gigasporaceae. The record is from the annotation of a GenBank genome assembly.